Arabis nemorensis is the source of this 399-nucleotide messenger RNA. NCBI's taxonomy places the organism in Eukaryota, Viridiplantae, Streptophyta, Magnoliopsida, Brassicales, Brassicaceae. The record is from the annotation of a GenBank genome assembly.
AUGGGGAUCACGAAUUCUCGAACAGACUUGUCAGAGAAACUAUUAGAUCCGUGGGAUGUAGUGGUGGAACGAUCUUAUUUGGAAGUAUGGGUGAGAGAGUGUGAAGCUAUUUGGAAAACAGAUAAAGGGUUUUGCGAAUUCAUGGAAGGAGGUGCUUGCAAAGAAUCAUUUAGGGUUAUGGUAGCUUGCCUUGAGGAAGGAAGCAAAAAGUGUGUGGAACCUUGUUUCAAAUUUUUCGACUGUAUGUAUUCUCACUCUGUUUACUAUCAGCCGUAUAUCGCGCUGCUGAAAACCCUUGUAGACCAUUCACACAAGGAGCGUCAAGCCAUCCAUGCCAGGAACCAAGCUUUCAGGGAUGAUGAUGCAUUGGCUGCGAGGAACCAAGCUUUCAGGGAAUAA